This is a messenger RNA of Mycena citricolor, 1750 nucleotides long. NCBI's taxonomy places the organism in Eukaryota, Fungi, Basidiomycota, Agaricomycetes, Agaricales, Mycenaceae. The record is from the annotation of a GenBank genome assembly.
CUGAUACUCACCAACAGCGAUGAGCCAUCGCCUGGCUUCCUUCAAGGGCCCUUCAACUCCAAACUCUUCCCCUGUGUCUCCUAAAACAACCAAGUCCCCAAAGGCUCGAUCUAAUCAAAACACAAACUUCCCCCCGCCCUCGCCAGUCCCUGAUUCUCCUUCGCGCGCAGUUGAAUCUACCUAUCAUCGCAAGAUACGUUCAGCUCUGUACGAACUGCGUGCUUUGUCCGAAACUUGGGACGAUCUAGCCGUCGUCGACGGGCUGAAAGCCGCACGUGCGCUAGUCGAUGGACGGACGGAGCUCGAUAAUGCGCUGACCGCGAUUCCCGAUGGGCUGCCUCGAUCUCGACUCCUUGGACCAAAGAUAUCACAGAUGGAAUUGCGUCUGGUCGAACUAAAUGUGGUUUUGAAGAAACUGGCGCGUUCUCUUCGAAUUUCUUCUGCAACUAUUGGAACUUAUGCUGGCUUCGUGCAGCGCGCAAUCUUUCGGCGCAUGUGCGCGACAAUCGAUGGCCUGGAUGCAUUGCUAAUUGAGGCACAUCGAACCAAGGGCGCACAAUGGACUACGCAGGAACCCCUCUGGGUGACCUGGUCUGUAGACCGCUUCGUAUCAACAUUACCAAACGUUCUUAUUCCUUACCAUCGAGCACUGCACGCGUACGCGGCCCUCGUCGACACUCUCCGGAAUCAUGCUCUUCCAUUCGACGAAGCGCGCAAAGCGAUCGCAGACUGGUCUGAGCAGACGGGAUUGAACGAUGAUGGGUGGACUGGAACAUGGGAGGGAUUGUGUGCUGCCGAAGUUGGGGGUUGGGACAUCUCGUAGUAAGUACACGGGUUUAAGGACACUGUGUGUACAUGCACUAUUCCCAUGAUGCCCGCCUAGAAAGGACACCUGCGAAGUGAUCUAUGCUGAGCAGAGACGCUGCAUAUCAGGGUGGUCCUCCACAAGCAUAGUACCUCGACGUACCAGCCUACUCAUGUCCUUGACAAGAAUUGCCAGACUUUUCGCAAACGACUGGCGGGUAGCGCGGGUUGUUCCGCCACAGUUUUGAUGAAGAUAGAGGGACUGCUGGCAUCAUGCCCCUCCUCGGGUGAGGUCCGUCGACGCACGAACUCCACCAAUUUGCGCUCACACCAACGCAUGAAAGUGGCUUCUUUCUUCCAAACGCCCGUCGUCCAGACGGACAGCGGCCCCGAAUCAAUGCUACGAUGCGCAGUGUCCAAAUUUUCCUUCACCGUAGCCCCCCCUCGUUCGUAUGCGCAGCGGAACCACAUGUGCAGGAAACCAGAACCACGCUCCGAUAGUCGGAUUCUGUUCGAGAGCACGACGUCUGUGAAUAUCCGGUCGCCAACUAUGACAAGCUGCUCUGGGCGCACGGGAUCGCGGAGCGAGGAAAAAUAAGUACGGAUGGCUUUGACACAAGAGUAGCCGGGUUUUGGUGUCGCAUGGAAAAGAACUGGAACUUGAAGAUUCCGCUUGACCGAUUCGGCCUAGGGUCUGAGUGUGAACCAGCGGAGUUGCUGACAAUUAGCACAUUCCCAUCUCCGAAAGUCCUCCGGCAGUCUUCCCAGGCUUCCUGCGCGGUCUUCAGAUGAAAAUUGUAUAGCAUCUUUCCAGCGAACACACGUACGGUCAAUUCUGGUACCAGGUUGUCCUUAUGAGGCACAGUCUGCAGGCAGGUGAGCGUUAAAUCUAAGGUUCCACAGGUGCCCCACUAUGCAGUUGUCUUUGUCGAAUACUAUGCCUCGG